ACUGCUUUCAACUAUGCAGGAUGCUGCCCAGUUAGUACGAUUGAUGAUAAUGGAUAAAACUACGCUGCUGAUGUUGUGCUGCCUGGUAAUGCCUACAUCCUCUUUCACACUCUACCCCGGUCUUAGAUUUGACCAGAGAGCUCUGGCUUCGUUCUUGGUCAGCUCGUCCGCAACGCUCCCCAACCAGCUGCCUCACACCGAAGGCAAGACCAAACAAGCAGCUGACAACAGCAGAUCCAUCAGGCAUGCUGACGCCAUCUUUACCAACAGCUACAGGAAGGUGCUGGGCCAAAUUUCAGCUCGAAAAUUCCUCCAAACAGUGAUGGGGAAGCGAUUCGGUGUGGCAGAGGCAAGAGACCAUGUGAAACGUCAGUCAGACAUUUACAAGGACACGUACAAGCAGGACCUCACUGCCAUCUUGAAUGAACAGAAGAUCAGAAGGUGGCAACAGGACGUCACAAGACACAGCUGCAGCGGGAGUACUUGUGGGCGGAGUGAGACUGCAUUUUCUUCCCCUGGGGGACGGAGAGGCGGAGCCAGCGACAGGUGCCUGGAGAAGGCUCAUUGAUCACACCGUUAUUGUUAGUUUUCAUUUCAG
Brienomyrus brachyistius is the source of this 598-nucleotide messenger RNA. RefSeq names its product growth hormone releasing hormone (gene ghrh). The transcript is spliced from 6 exons. The record is from RefSeq and is a predicted model, not a curated record. Lineage: Eukaryota; Metazoa; Chordata; Actinopteri; Osteoglossiformes; Mormyridae. Gene Ontology annotation, cellular component: perikaryon; extracellular region; terminal bouton. Gene Ontology annotation, molecular function: peptide hormone receptor binding; neuropeptide hormone activity; growth hormone-releasing hormone receptor binding. Bases 14 to 568 code for a protein of 184 amino acids. Gene Ontology annotation, biological process: adenylate cyclase-activating G protein-coupled receptor signaling pathway; growth hormone secretion; positive regulation of multicellular organism growth.